AUGAAGACAAUGCAAGAGGAGUCAGAAGAAGGUAGUUACUCAAAUACAUCUACAACUACCAAUGUUGCUGAAAACUUACCGUCACUAAAGGGCCCAAGUGUGUGUUACACUCCCAGAGGAACAAAAGAGUUUAUACCGUGUUGUCCCCCUGAACUAAAGCCUACACUUGGUAUGCUUUUUGAUUCCUUACUUAAAGGUGUUGAUUUUUAUAAGCAAUAUGCUAGAUUUGGUGGGUUUGUGGUAAGACUAGGUACUGAAAAGAGAAUUAAAGAUAGUGAUAAAGUCUACUUGAAAUAUUUACAUUGUAAUAAACAAGGGUUUACGAAGGAUGGUGAAACUAAAGCAAAAGUUUCUAACAAAGAUAAAAAUCCUAAAGCUAGAAAAAGAACCAUAAAUCGUGUUGGAUGUAAUGCAAUGAUUGGGUUUAGAGAACGUUCAGAUGGAAAAUGGAUGGUUUAUGUCUUUCAUGAAUCUCAUAGCCACAAUCUUGCUUCUCCCAACACAAUGAAUUUUUUGGCAAAUGUUGGAAACCUUAAACUUGGCCAGAAAAAAUUCAUUUUUGACAACUCUAGAUUGAACAUUGGUCCAAACAAGUCUUAUAAGUUGAUGAAAGAACAUCUUGGUAGCUAUGAUAAUAUAGGUGCAACAUUGAAUGAUUUCAAGAACUUUAAUCGAGACUUGAAAGCUUACAUACAAGAGAAAGAUGCUUCGAUGUUUAUAAACAAUUUGAAAGAAAAAGCUGAAAACAGUGAAGGUGCCUUUUUCUUUGAGCAUUGUAUGGAUGAACAUCAACGCUUGACAAGAGUAUUUUGGGCAGAUGCAAUUAGUAGAAAAAAUUAUUCGUUGUUCUGUGAUAUGAUUACAUUUGAUACAACAUUUGACACCAACAAAUACUCUAUGGUUUUUGCCCCAUUUACGGGUGUUGAUCACCAUGGUAAGUGUGUGACUUUUGGGAUAGGCUUACUUGCAAAGGAGGAUAUUGAAUCCUUUGAAUGGUUAUUUGAAACUUUCUUAAAGGCAAUGAAUAACUGUCAGCCUACCUGUAUCAUGACAGAUCAAGACCCUGCGAUGAAAGUGGCAAUUGAAAAAGUUCUUGAUAAGGCAAAACAUAGGUUUUGUAUGUGGCACAUUAUGAAAAAAGUGCCACAAAAGGUAGGGCCCAAAUUAUGCUUAGAAACUGAUUUUCUUCAUAAACUAAACUCUGUUGUGUGGAAUAGAGACCUUGAACCAGAAGAAUUUGAAAUUGGUUGGCAGUCUGUGAUGUCUGAAUUUGAUUUAGUGAAUGAAGAUUGGUUCAAAAAUAUGUAUAAUAUAAGGAAUAUGUGGAUUCCUUCCUACUUUCGUGACCUUUUUAUGGGUGGGAUUUUAAGGUCAACUCAAAGAUCAGAGAGUGAAAAUAGCUUUUUCACUAAUUUCACCAAUCAGCAUUUGUUAUUGGUUGAGUUGUGGUUUCGCUAUGAAUCUGCAAUCGAUGCUCAAAGGCACACACAAGACAAGUUGAAUGCUACUUCAAAAACUACACAUCCCCAACUUGUCACCCCCCUGUACUUGGAAAAGCAUGCUGCAUUUGCUUACACUCAUAAUGUAUUUUACAUAUUCCAAAAGGAAUUCAAGCAUGCUUUGUACAAUUGUGGUAUAAGUAAUGUUACCAUCAAAGAAGAAGAAGGGAUUGAGCAAUAUAGAAUUGUUGACAACACAAGGAAAAAAAGCUAUCAUGUCACAUAUGUUUUGUGUUCUAAUGAUGCUUCAUGCUCUUGUAAAAUGUUUGAAUCUGUUGGAAUAUUAUGUCGUCACAUUCUCUUUGUCAUGAAAGGAAAGUUCUUAUUUGAGAUUCCAAGGCAAUAUGUUUUACAUCGUUGGACUAAAGAAGCUAUGAAGAAACCAAUUUUUGGCUUAAACAACUUGCUUGAUGGGGCAGAGAAGGAUAAGAAGCAAAAGCUAGUUGGUGAUUUAUGGUGCAGGUUUUUUUCAUGUGUAAGUCUUUGUGAGGAGAAAGUUGAAUGCCUAGAGUCAUUGUUGUCUAAGCUAAUAUCUUUUGAAAAUGAGAUGAAAGACUUGGAUUCUAUAAGUCCAGUUGAUAAACGUGAGGCAAAAAAUAAACACAUCGAAUUAUUUGUUGGAUCUAAUGACAUAGUUGUUGAUAUUCUUCCUCCAAACAAGUCUUCCAACAAAGGUAGUGGUAGUGGAAAAAGGAAAAAAUCUGACAAAGAGAUAGCUAUUGAGGAAAGCCAAAGGAAAGAUAGACUUUGUAGAACUUGUGGUCAGAGAACAAACCAUGAUAGUCGGAAUUGUCCGCAAAAAAAAUCCAACUUGAAUGAGGAUUUCAAAGAAGAGUAGAAAGGCUGCAAAACCACUUCAUAUUUACAAGAAGCAACAUCGGCUACUGACAGCCUAGUGCUGAAAUAGAGGAGAUGAGAGGAAAGAAAGAACAUAGUGCUAUAGUGCCCUUUUUAUUGAUAUAGUGAUUGUUAUUGUUUCACAUAUAUUAAACAGGGACCUUUUAUUGCUCAAAUUUUAUUGAUAGGGUGACCUUUUAUUGUUAAACUUUUUAUUGACCUUUAUAUUGUUAUUUUGAUGUAGUGACAUAUUGACAUAUGAUAACUUCAAUUUAUAUUAUAGUAUGUGUUUUUAACGUCAUAGUGACUUUUUUUCAUCGUAUUGACACCUUAUUCCGUGAUAACCUUUUUAGUGAUAUAAUGACCUUUAUUAUGAUAUAACAACCGUAUAAAAAAUACUCACAUUUUAACAAUUCUUCUAAUCCACAUCGAUUAAGCCAAUACAAAGUUAGGGAAGGAGGGGCUCGUUCUUUUAAUUGAUAUACUAAAUGAAUAGCUUAAGAAUAGAUUAAUAUAAAUACGACACUUUUACCUUACAUAGUGACCUUUUAUUUAAAUAGAGACAGAUUAUUAUAGACAUCUUUUUUAUCACAUAGUAACGCUCUUGCAUCUCAUAGUGAUCCUUUUGCAUCGCAUAGUAAUUGGAAAUUUUUACCUCAUAUAAUGCCAUUUUACUUACAUAAUGACUAUAAAAAGUAAUAUAAUAUCCUUUUUCAAGUUUUUCUUUUCUUUUUUAAGAGA
Chenopodium quinoa (quinoa) is the source of this 3077-nucleotide messenger RNA. RefSeq names its product protein FAR1-RELATED SEQUENCE 5-like. Bases 1 to 2337 code for a protein of 778 amino acids. Gene Ontology annotation, biological process: regulation of DNA-templated transcription. Lineage: Eukaryota; Viridiplantae; Streptophyta; Magnoliopsida; Caryophyllales; Amaranthaceae. Gene Ontology annotation, molecular function: zinc ion binding. The transcript has 3 exons. The record is from RefSeq and is a predicted model, not a curated record.